Messenger RNA from Schistocerca gregaria, 1281 nucleotides. RefSeq lists its product as uncharacterized. The record is from RefSeq and is a predicted model, not a curated record. The coding region runs from base 50 to 1054 and encodes 334 amino acids. Gene Ontology annotation, biological process: cytoplasmic translational initiation. Gene Ontology annotation, cellular component: eukaryotic translation initiation factor 3 complex, eIF3m. Gene Ontology annotation, molecular function: protein binding; translation initiation factor activity; RNA binding. The transcript has 6 exons. Lineage: Eukaryota; Metazoa; Arthropoda; Insecta; Orthoptera; Acrididae.
UAGAGUUAGCUCUACUUGCCAAACGUAAUCUUGUUUUUCCUUAAAAAAGAUGCCCAUCCUUGUUUUAAAUGGACAUGAACGCCCUAUCACGCAUGUAAAAUUCAACCCUGAGGGUGAUCUAUUGUUUACUUGCGGCAAAUCGGCGAAGUCGACCGUAUGCGUCUGGUUCACAGAUACAGGCGAGCUAGCCGGUACAUACGAUGGACAUUGUGGAACUGUAUGGAACUGUGAUGUAACAUACAAUUCUCAAUACCUCGCAACGGCGUCUGGAGACAACACCGCUAGGAUCUGGAGCGUGGAAACCGGCAAAUGUCUUGCAACUAUAAAGUUAACUGCACCCACUCGUGCGGUAAACUGGACGUUGGAUGCGAAACGUCUCCUAGUUGUUACAGACUCGUUUGUAGGCACAGGAAUUGAUCCUCACAUUUCUAUUUACGAUUGGUCGAGACCAUCUGACACGCCGCAAAAACUUGCGUCAUAUGCCAUUACUAAGAAGCAAAAAUUUUCAGGGGUGAAAUGGGGACGUUUGGACAAGUGGAUAUACACUUCAGACAAAUGCGGACUCACAAUCUUCGAUGCGAAGACAGGUAACGUUAUUAAAGAAGUUUGCAAUGUUCAUCGCAAAGAAAUCAAAGAAUUCAACUUUGAUAAGGAAAAAGGAUUUAUUAUCACAGCAUCCGCUGAUGGGACGGCGAAGCUAUUAAAUGCAAAUACUCUAGAAGUGGUAAAAACAUAUGAAGCUGGGCGUUCUGUCAACUGUGCUGUUAUCUCACCUACGAAGAACCAUGUCUUAUUGGGGGGCGGAGAAGGUACAGAAAACGUGACCACGUCAAACCUCGACACCAGACAAUUUAGAACAAGAUUCUUCCACAAAAUUUAUGAGCAUGAAAUUGGCUCUAUCGGCUCCUCUGCCACAGGCUCCAAAGGACACUUCGGUCCACUAACUACGUUGGACAUUUCGCAAGAUGGGUCCAUGUUUGCCUCCGGUAGCGAAGACUCGAAUGUCAGGCUGUAUUAUCUGGACCAGGACUAUCCUGAUAUCAGUCAAGAUUGAGUAAUCUAUUUUUUAGCUAUUGCAAAAAAAUUUGCCAACACCCACAUUUUUUUGAGAAAAAUGCACGAACUACAAGCUCGUCUCUCGCCUCGUCUAUUGAAAAGGCGAGGGACAUGGGCUGAAUCGCUUAUUAAAAAAAAGAGGUUUCAGACGCCAGAUUCAAAUGCUCUGGAAGAGAGGUAAGUAAGUCUAUAAAAAACGGUAUAUUAUUUUUUUCUAUAACAACA